Penicillium daleae is the source of this 1500-nucleotide messenger RNA. Its product is annotated as ankyrin repeat domain-containing protein. The transcript is spliced from 2 exons. Gene Ontology annotation, molecular function: protein binding. The coding region runs from base 1 to 1500 and encodes 499 amino acids. NCBI's taxonomy places the organism in Eukaryota, Fungi, Ascomycota, Eurotiomycetes, Eurotiales, Aspergillaceae. The record is from RefSeq and is a predicted model, not a curated record.
AUGGCACACAUACCAGUAGAGAUUCUCUUGCAGAUCAUCCAGGCAGCAGUUGACACAAUCCCAAUCCCAGAUCUAUCAAGAACAGGCCUCUUCUCCAACGAAAUAACAACUCUCCUCCUCCAAAGCCCCCGCCUAGAAGACGACGGGUUCGGCUUCGCCCACGAAAGCCGACACGCACAAGGGAGACGCUAUAAAAAAUGGUGGACUAAAUUCCCCACGCAAUGGAAACGUCAAUAUCUCCACCAAAAGGUGCAACAACACCCCACCAACCGCUGCAUAUUCACCACCUCCAUCCACGAACUCCUCGCCAUCCCACAUGCCCCUCGCACAAAAGACCAAGAACAUAUACUAAUAGACAAGUUAAUCGACGCCUGGCUGUGCGGCAGAUUCAGGCCAUUCCGUGACGUCUACGAUCACAGACGAUUUACUUGGCAAGCGAAACCCUGGAUAUCGGCUGAACGCACAAUGGAUGUAGCGCUAGCGACUAGCGCGAUUAUCAGGGGCGAUUGUGCGGAAUUGAAGAGCCUUAUUGACAGACAUUAUGAUCCUAAUUAUGGAUCUCUUGUGUUUCUUUGGGGUACGACUGAGCGAUUUGGUUGGAUUCGGCUGCUCGAGGUUGCUGGGGCGAAGGGGUCGCCGGAGGCGAUUCAGUUUCUGCUUGCAAAUGAUUCCAAGGGAAAGUUCGAGAAUUGGUGUCGUCUUAACGGUAUGUUCGAACUGGCUGCGAAGUUGGGGAAUAUGGGGGCUGUGAAGGGGUGGAUUGACUAUUUCAAGAGGAUGAAUGAAGAUCUUGAGGCUCGAUUGAGUGCUGCGGUGAUGACUGCUGUUCGGGUUCGAAGGCCCGAUGUUGUGGAAUUUAUCGAGGAAGAGAGCGGGAUUCAGUUUGAUAAGUCUCAUGUCUUGUUUGACAUGUUCAUGGAUGGUGUUGUUAGGAUGCGAAUGAGCCAAGUGCAGUACUACCUCAACUGGGGCGGGUUCGAUAUCAACAUGCAGACUGAGAGGUUUCGGUAUGGACCAGUGAACGGUGCAAUCUAUAGGUGCAAGGGCGUGCCUGAUCUACAGCUUGUGGCUUUUCUUUUGGAACAUGGAGCAGAUCCGAAUCGAUUUAACCCGACAGCAAAACUGACGCCGUUGCAAAUCGCCGUGCAAACGAGAAAUGUUGCACUUGCGAAGCUACUGAUUGAAUAUGGCGCCGAUAUUAACGCAUCACUAUGGUUUCAGAGGAGGAAAUCUACCAUAUCUCUGCUACAGGUCGCGGUGGAUGGUAGAUCGGUCCCCAUGGUUCGCUUUUUAAUAGAGAACGGGCUGGACAGAGAGUAUAUGUACAAAGGGAGAACGGUCGAGGUCAGAGGGGACACAGUUGAGGGUGAUAACUCCCAAUUGCGCUUUCAGCGGAAGAUGCAGGAUGGCUCGAAACCAGUCGUUGACGAAACGGGCUAUGUGGUAUUCUUGGGUGACAAGGCUGAGAAACAUCGAACGGUGGUAGGAAGUCAAGCAUAG